This is a messenger RNA of Mauremys mutica (yellowpond turtle), 2586 nucleotides long. RefSeq names its product cytochrome P450 2C23-like. Lineage: Eukaryota; Metazoa; Chordata; Testudines; Geoemydidae. Gene Ontology annotation, biological process: xenobiotic metabolic process. The coding region runs from base 71 to 1555 and encodes 494 amino acids. The transcript is spliced from 9 exons. Gene Ontology annotation, molecular function: iron ion binding; heme binding; oxidoreductase activity, acting on paired donors, with incorporation or reduction of molecular oxygen, reduced flavin or flavoprotein as one donor, and incorporation of one atom of oxygen. The record is from RefSeq and is a predicted model, not a curated record. Gene Ontology annotation, cellular component: intracellular membrane-bounded organelle; cytoplasm.
CGCUGGGCACAGCCGGACACCUCCCGAGGCAGCCGGGCCGUGCGGGCAGCGCUGACCCCAGCCGAGGAGGAUGGAGCCUGGUGCCGUGCUGAUCACGGGCUGCCUUCUUCUCCUCCUCUUCCUCCUCCUCUUCCGAGCCUCGGCGGGCCAGGGCCCCGGGCGCCUCCCCCCGGGGCCAACCCCCCUGCCCGUGCUGGGGAACCUGACCCACAACGUCCUCCCGCUCUAUCAAUCCUACCGCCGGCUCUGCCAGGAGUACGGCCCCAUCUUCACCGUCUGGCUGGGCCCAAGGCCCACGGUGGUGCUGUGCGGGUACGAGGUGGUGCACGAUGCCUUGGUGGAACACAGCGAGGAAUUCAGCGGCCGGGCGCCCAUCCCCUUGCUCAAGCAGCUGGACCAGGGGUAUGGAUUAGUUAACACCAACGGCGAGCGCUGGAGGCAGCUGCAUCGGUUCACCCUCACCACCCUCCGGAACUUGGGCAUGGGUAAGAGGCUGCUGGAGCAGCGGGUGCAGGAGGAGGCGCAGCACCUCACCCGAGCGGUGGCUGAGAAACAAGGGCACGCAUUCGACCCGGUGCCCGACCUCACCCGGGCCGUCGCCAACAUCAUCUGCUCCAUGGUGAUGGGGACCCGAUUCAGCAGUGACAACAAGACAUUCCAGGAGCUCCAGCGUCUCAUCCUGUCCUACAUGUGCUACUUCCGCUCCCUCCCGGCGCAGCUGUACAAUACCUUCCCGGGUAUCAUGCACUUCCUGCCCGGCCAGCACCAGCGGAUCUUCAGGGAACAGGAGCGCCUCAAAGCCUUCAUCCAGGCCCAGGUGGCGUCCCACCGGCACAACCUGGACCCCAGCGCCCCCCGCGACCUCAUCGACUGCUUCCUCCUGCAGCAGGCCAAGGAGCGAGGGAAGGAGCAGACGGAGUUUAAGGAUGAGAACCUGAUGGCGCUGGUCAACUCCCUGUUCAUCGCCGGCAUGGAGACCACCAGCAACACCAUCCAGUUUGCCCUGCUGCUGCUCGGCAAGUUCCCGGCCACGCAAGCGCGGGUACAUGGGGAGCUGGACAGGGAGGUGGGCAGGGCCCGGCCCCCCGCCCUGGAGGACCGGCUACGGCUGCCCUACACCAACGCCGUGCUGCAUGAAAUCCAGCGCUACGUCGACAUGGUGCCCAUGAGCCUGCCGCACGCCACCACCCGCCCCACCCCCUUCCGGGGGUACCUCAUCCCGCAGGGAACGACCAUCAUCCCUCUCCUCGCCUCGGUGCACUUCGACCCAGCCAGCUGGGAGACCCCGGAGGAUUUUAACCCGGGUCAUUUCUUAGAUGAGAACGGAGCAUUCAGGAAGAGAGACACAGCCAUGCCCUUCUCUGCAGGGAAGCGUGCGUGUCCCGGGGAAGGGCUGGCCAAGGCAGAGAUCUUCCUGUUUAUAACCACCCUGCUGCAGAGCUUCACCCUGGAGCUGCUCGCAGACCCUGGGACCAUCGACUUGGCCUUGCUGCGAAGGGCUUUCCGCGGCCAGGGCCUCUCCUACGAGCUCCGUGCCAUCCCACGCCCAGCGUAGAGCGGGGCAGGGAGAGAAGGAGCCAGACCCAGGUGUCUUCCAUGCUGGGGUCAACCUGGAGUCACAUCAGUGCCCUCUGGGCCAGAUCCUGAUCUCAUUUACACUGUGGUGCACAUCCAGAGUCACUCUCCUUUCACACCAAUUCACUCUCCUUUCACACCAAUGCUCCUGGGGCCAGAUCCGGAUUUCAUUUACACUGUGGUGCACAUCCAGAGUCACUCUCCUUUCACAUUAAUGCUCCUGGGGCCAGAUCCGGAUUUCAUUUACACUGUGGUGCACCUCCAGAGUCACUUUCCAUUCACACCAAUUCUCUCUCCUUUCACACCAUUGCUCUCUGGACCAGAUCCUGAUCUCAUUUACACUGUGGUGCACAUCCAGAGUCACUUCCAUUCGCACCAAUUCUCUCUCCUUUCACACCACUGCUCCUGGGGCCAGAUCCUGACCUCAUUUACACUUGGGGUAAAUACUCUGCUGACUUCACUGGAGUAGGAGCCAGACUGGAAUUGCAGUUACAGCGAGUGUAAAUCUGGAACCCCUUCCUGGAUGGCAGCGGAGUCGCUCCGGAGUGACUGAGAUCAGAAUCUGCCUUUGUGAAUUCAGAUCUACACACCCAUGAUGCACAAGCCAGCAUGCAGCUGGGCCAUAGCGCUGUGGGGCCCAGCUGUUCAGGGCUGGAGCCUGAACCCCUGAGUUCUAGUCCUGACCCUACCACUGGCCUGCUUGGGCAAGUCACAUCUCGGUUCUGUGCCUCAGUUUCCCCUCCUUAAUAAUUGACUAACCCCAAUGAUAACUAACCCUGGCACUGCUGGGCUGUGGUCAGCGCGUUUGAACCUGCUUUGCCUAGUGCUGAAUUCUUCUGGAUGUGUUUCCCCGAGAGCCGUCCUCAGCGCUUGGCCAUGGUUUCUCUGUCUCACGCACGCUGUCUGCCUGUACCUCGCUUGUAGAAAUGCCCUGGGGGUGUUUCUCAGAAUUGCAGCCCGCUGCGCUUCCAGAAAAUCGACUGACACAAUAAACGGAAGAAAAGACCAGAA